UUCUUUCUUCGUCACCUCCGUCCUCUGAUUACAAUGGAGGAUCAAAAUCAAGACGCAUAUGAAAACAACAACCGAGAAAGAAAGAAAAUAAAAACAAAAAGGAAAGAGCUGGGACUUUCCUGCAUGCUAAACACAGAAGUAAGUGCCCUUCUCGCCGUAAUUCGCCGUCCUCCAGAACCGACCUCUCCAUACUACUUCUCUUCAGACGACCAUUUCGAUUCCGCCGCAUUACAUUCUCUGAAAUCCCUUCGAGCCUUAAUCUUCAAUCCCCAGCAAGAAUGGCACAACAUCGAUCCCGCCAUCUACAUCUCCCCAUUCCUCCACGUCAUUCAAGGCGACGACGUUCCUGCCGCCGCAACAGGCGUGGCUCUCUACGCCUUGUUGAAAAUCCUCAACCUCGAAAUCUUCGAUGAGAAGACAAAAGGAGCUAAAGAGGCUAUCAAUUCUAUCGUAACCGCCAUCGCUGGCUGCCGGUUAGAGAAAACAGAUUCUUCUACGGAGGAUGCCGUGAUGAUGAGGAUUUUACAGGUUUUAACCGCCAUAAUGAAGCACUGUGCCUCGGUUUUGCUAACCGAUCACGUGGUUUGUAACAUUGUUAAUACAUGUUUUCAAGUGGUGCAACAUUCGGCAGGGAGAGGUGAUUUGCUUCAGCGCAAUGCAAGGUAUGCAUUGCAUGAGCUGAUUCAGAUAAUAUUCUCUCGCUUGCCUGAUCUCGCCAUUAAGGAUUCUGAAUCCGAACCCGAAUCCGAAUCUGGAUCUGGAUCUGAAUCUGAGACUGGUAUGGAUGAUUCUUCUGGUGGUGAUGCUGAUGCUGAUUUGAAUUCCGGGUAUGGCAUUCGAUCUGCAGUUGAUAUCUUUCAUUUCUUGUGCUCUCUGCUCAAUGUUGUUCGAGUUGUGGAGAUGGAAGGGUCUACAUUUCAGGACCCAGAUGAAGACGUUCAGCAUUUCGCGCUGGUUUUGAUCAAUUCUGCCAUUGAAUUGAGCGGAGAAGAAAUUGGGAGGCAUUCGAAGCUUUUGAGGAUGAUUCAAGACGACCUGUUUCAUCAUUUGAUUCACUACGGGACUUGUUCGAGCCCUCUUGUCUUAUCCAUGAUUUGUAGCACUGUUUUGAAUAUCUACCACUUUCUUCGCAGGUUUAUUCGUCUCCAACUAGAAGCUUUCUUUGCGGUUGUACUGCUUAGAGUUGUUCCUCUUGCAAGCUCAAUGUCACUUCAAGAAGUUGCACUUGAAGGACUUAUUAAUUUCUGCAGGCAACCAACAUUUAUAAUUGAAGUCUACGUGAACUAUGAUUGUGAUCCCCUUAGUCGAAGUUUGUUUGAGGAAAUUGGAAAGCUACUUUGCAAGAACUCGUUCCCAAUGACUAGCCCUGUAACCACUUUACAGGUACUGGCCUUUGAAGGAUUAGCAACCAUGAUUCACAACAUUGCAGAUAAUAUUGACAAAGAAGAUGAUUCGAGCCCUAUUGGUCCGUACCCGGUUGUGAUAACCGAGUAUAGCCCCUUUUGGGAGGAGAAAUCCAAAGAUGAAUUGGAAUCUUGGGUGGACUUUGUUAGGAUAAGGAAAGCACAGAAAAAGAAAAUAUUGAUUGCAGCAAGCCAUUUCAAUAGAGAUGAAAAGAAGGGUUUGGAGUACCUGAAAUUUUCUAAGUUGGUUUCUGAUCCUCCAGAUCCAAAAGCCUAUGCUUUCUUCUUCCGCUAUACUCCUGGACUAGACAAGAACAUGAUUGGGGAUUAUCUUGGUGACCCUAGUCAUUUUAACAUUGAAGUUCUUAGAGAAUUCACAGAUACCUUUAAAUUUUCAGGCAUGGUUCUUGAUAUUGCUCUACGAUCUUAUCUAGAAACUUUUCGUUUGCCAGGAGAGGCCCAAAAGAUCCAACGGAUCCUUGAAGCAUUCUCAGAGAGAUUCUAUGAUGAACAAUCCUCAGAUGUUUUUGUAAGCAAGGACGCAGUUUUCAUUCUUUGCUACUCCGUCAUUAUGCUCAAUACUGAUCAACACAAUCCGCAAGUGAAGAAGAAGAUGACAGAAGAAGAGUUCAUCAGGAACAAUAGGGCAAUCAAUGGAGGACAGGAUCUUCCAAGGGAGUAUCUCUCUGAGCUUUUUCAUUCCAUUUCAAACAAAGCAAUCACCCUUUUUGGUCAGUCUGGUGUGUCAGUAGAAAUGAAUCCAAGCAAAUGGAUUGAGCUGAUAAACCGAUCUAAACUUGUACAACCUCUCAUACUAUGUGAUUUUGAUCGUCGGUUGGGAAGAGAUAUGUUUGCUUGCAUUGCUGGCCCCACAGUUGCUUCUCUCUGUGCAUUCUUUGAGCAUACUGAUGAAGAAGAAUUGCUCCAGGAAUGCACUGAAAUGCUAAUCUCAAUAGCCAGGAUAGCUCAGUAUGGAUUAGAAGACACUCUAGAUCAGCUCCUUGCCUCAUUCUGUAAAUUCACUACACUGUUGAAUCCGUAUGCUUCAACAGAAGAAACCCUUUUUGCUUUUAGCAAUGAUUUGAAGCCAAAAAUGGCUACACUGGCUGUUUUCACCAUCGCCAACAACUUUGGGGAAUCAAUUCGAGGGGGAUGGAGAAAUAUUGUGGAUUGCUUAUUGAAACUUAAAAGGCUAAAGCUACUUCCUCAAUCUGUCAUUGAAUUUGAUAGUGCUUCCACCUCAUCAUCUGAUGUCCCAAAGGAACCUGAAUCAGGCAUAAUCUUCCCUUCUCAUGACCCUAAAUUUGGAAGCCGCCAGGCUUCUGGCACUAUUAGUCGAUUUUCUCAUUUUCUGUCACUUGAGAGCAUGGAAGACUCUUUGUCCCUAAACCUAAGUGAAUUUGAACAGAAUCUGAAGAUCAUCAAACAGUGCCGUAUUGGGAAUAUCUUCAGUAAUAGUUCAAACUUGCCUGAUGAUGCUUUGCUCAAUCUUGGGCGCUCUCUGAUAUUUGCAGCUGCUGGAAAAGGCCAAAAGUUCAGCACACCUGUUGAAGAAGAAGAAACUGUUGGGUUCUGUUGGGACUUGGUCAUUGCCAUUGCUUUGGCCAACAUACAUAGGUUCCAGUCAUUUUGGACUAAUUUUCAUGAUUAUAUGCUAUCAGUUGCUCAGUUUCCUUUGUUCUCUCCAAUUCCAUUCGCAGAGAAGGCCAUUCUAGGCCUUUUCAAAGUCUGCCUUAAGCUCCUCAGCACAUAUCCUGUUGACAAAAUCCCUGAGGAGCUCAUUUUCAAGUCUAUCAAUUUAAUGUGGAAACUCGACAAAGAAAUUCUGGACACAUGUUGUGAGUUCAUAACACAAUCAGUGAGCAAGGUUCUUAUUGAGUAUCCUGCAAACUUGCAAACCCAACUUGGAUGGAAAUCAGUCCUUCAUUUGUUAUCAGUCACUGGGCGGCACUCUGAAACCUAUGAUCAGGGAGUUGAGGCUUUGAUCGUGUUGAUGUCAGAUGGGACCCAUGUUUCACGGACAAACUAUGUCUACUGUAUAGAUUGUGCAUUUAGUUUUGUUGCUCUCAAGAACAGUCCAUUGGAGAAGAAUUUAAAGAUACUGGACCUCAUGGCAGAUUCUGUGAAUUUGUUGACCCAAUGGUAUAAAAAUCAUCACGCAGAGAACAAUUCGAGUGUCUCAAGCAAUACAAGUAACUCCUCUUUAGAGGAAAAUUCAAAGAGUCUUGGCUCUUCAAACUUUACCUUGAAUUUAUUUCUUAAACUAGGGGAAGCACUUAGAAAGUCCAGCUUAGCCCGGCGAGAAGAGAUGAGAAACCAUGCAAUCGUAGCUCUUCAAAAAAGCUUCUCACUGGCUCAGGACUUGGAUUUCUCACCAACCAACUGUAUGAAUUGUUUUAACCUUGUCAUUUUUGCAAUGGUCGAUGAUUUGCAUGAAAAGAUGUUAGAAUACUCAAGAAGGGAGAACUCAGAGAGGGAGAUGAGAAGUAUGGAACGGACCCUAGAGAUUGCAAUGGAGCUCUUGACAAAUGUAUUCUUGCAGUUCUUAAAACAGAUAUCAGAGGGCCCUGGAUUUCGGACAUUCUGGCUAGGGGUGUUAAGAAGAAUGGAUACAUGUAUGAAAGCUGAUUUGGGACAGUAUGGUACGUCAAAAAUUGAAGAACUAGUCCCAGACUUGUUGAAAAAGAUGAUCACACAGAUGAAGGAAAAGGGUAUUUUAGUGCAGAAAGAAGGAAAGUUUUAUGAGCUGUAUGAAUUAGAUGCUGAAAUUGGCCAUGAGGAGCUUGAUUGGAAAAUGACAUCAGAGAGUAAUUUGCAUGCAAGAAUAGCUAUCCUUUCUGGUCAGGUUGGCAUAUCUGAAAGUGGGAUUGAUGAUGCUGUUCAAAAGCUUGUUGCUCAUGGGUAA
Molecule: messenger RNA, 4308 nt
Organism: Quercus lobata
Lineage: Eukaryota; Viridiplantae; Streptophyta; Magnoliopsida; Fagales; Fagaceae
Gene: GNL2
Product: GNOM-like 2
Exons: 4
Coding region: 34-4308 (1424 amino acids)
Biological process (GO): regulation of ARF protein signal transduction; mismatch repair
Molecular function (GO): guanyl-nucleotide exchange factor activity; ATP binding; mismatched DNA binding
Source: RefSeq, a predicted model, not a curated record